Doryrhamphus excisus (bluestripe pipefish) is the source of this 3849-nucleotide messenger RNA. Its product is annotated as PDZ domain-containing protein 7-like. Gene Ontology annotation, molecular function: protein binding. Lineage: Eukaryota; Metazoa; Chordata; Actinopteri; Syngnathiformes; Syngnathidae. The record is from RefSeq and is a predicted model, not a curated record. Gene Ontology annotation, biological process: sensory perception of sound; auditory receptor cell stereocilium organization. Gene Ontology annotation, cellular component: stereocilia ankle link complex; cilium; stereocilium tip.
GUGCAGCAACUUCCUGGACAGGUUCGUAGAGUCGUUAGUCAACUCGGUUACAAGAACUCUACGUAGUAUUGCGGAGUUUAAGAUUUCAAAUCCACAAAAUUUUUUAAUAUUUUAACAUUUUACAUUUUUUGGCUUGAGAGAAAUUUAUUGACGCUUACUUUCGCUGUUGUUUUGUGCCUGUGUUUAUGGAGGAGUGAUGUAAAAGCGCUAGCUAGAUAGCUAGCUUCUGGCUUUAAAAUGUUCGCAGAAAGUUGAGAGAGGUGCAUCAUGGAAAAGAAGAAUGGACCGACCUGUGACUUCAGGAAGCCAAAACGUUGGCCGUCAUGCCACAAAGCGUCUGGCUCCACCAGUAAACCCCUCUGCUUGAAAGGGGUCACUGCCGAGCUCUAUGGCUCAUUCAUCAGACCCCUCCGGCAGGGAAAAGGCCCCCGGGGCCCAGGCACCCGUGGCACACGCGGCUGCACGGAACAUUCUACGAAAGAAGGAGCAGCGGCGGCGAGGAAAUCGAUCUUCCUCUCCCAUGGGUCGCGUCAUCCUCAUCAACUCUCCUGUGGACGGUGGCGACGACAGCGAGGACCUUCACACCAUCACGGUGGACAAAAGCCGGGACGGCAAGCUGGGCUUCAGCGUGCGCGGCGGCUCCGAGCACGGCCUGAGCAUCUUCGUCAGCAAGGUGGAGGACGGCAGCACGGCAGAGGACGCCGGCCUGCUGGUGGGCGACAAGCUGGUGGAGGUGAACGGCGUCAGCCUGGAGAGCAUCACCAUGAGCAGCGCCGUCAAGGUGCUGACGGGAAACAGCCGGCUGAGGAUGGUGGUGAGGCGCGUGGGCAAGGUGCCCGGCAUCCGCUACUCCAAAGAGAAGACCACCUGGGUGGACCUGAUACACAGGCGCAUGGUGGUGGAGGAAAGUGGCCGCACGCCCUCGGACGCCAGCUCGGGAAGCGCCCUCCGCCGGAUCAUCCACCUGUACACCACCUCUGACGACUACUGCCUGGGCUUCAACAUCCGCGGCGGGAAGGAGUUCGGCUUGGGAAUCUACGUCUCCAAACUGGACCCCGGCGGCUUGGCCGAGCAGAACGGCGUCAAGAUGGGCGACCAGAUCCUGGCUGCUAACGGCGUCAGCUUCGAGGACAUCAGCCACAGCAGCGCCGUGGAGGUGCUUAAGAGCCACACGCACGUCAUGUUGACCAUCGAGGAAGCCGGCCGCUACCCAGCUUACAAGGAGAUGGUGGCGGAGUACCGAUGGCUCAACAAGUUGGCCAACAGGGGUCCGAAGUCUUCCUCUCUGGGCUCAGAAUCCAACUCCUCGGCAUCUUCGCUGUCCUCAGGCACUCCGGUCAGUUCUCUGAGCGGCCUGUCCCAGGUCAUGUUCCCCCCCAGUCUGCCGUUUGCCUCCGACAUGGUGGACGUGUGCAUCUCCACUGAGGACCAGAGGUGCGCCUCGGAGGAGCGCAGCGAGGCCGCCAUCCAGACGGACACCACCCGCAGCCUGGGGGCCACCACGCUGCUCCGGGAAACGGCCAUCCGCGAGGAGGGGGGCGUGAAGAGGGAGUCCCCCAAGACGGCGGUGCUGUUGGCUCUCAGCAGACCCAGCCGACCCAUCAGCCGCUCGCAGAGCCAGGUCACCGUGGCAGAGAUCAGCCAUAAAAAGUCCAAGAAGCAGAAAGGAGGGGGAAACUCUGAGGAGAAGAGCGCCCUCCAGCGCUCCAAGACCUUAGUCAACCUGCUCUUCAAGGGGGCGAGGAAGAGGAACGCCUCCAGGGGGCGCUCCAAGUCACCGUCCGAUGACAAGGAAGGUGUGAGCCUUGGUGGAGGUCUGAGCACCGCCGGUGGGACGCAGCUCGGCCGCACGCCAAAUUGCGAGACGCUGCGAGGGGUGGACGACAUGGCGCGCAGAUUGUUGACCGAGGAGGAGGCGGACGAGGUGAUGAAGGCGUGUCAGACGUAUGUGGAGGAAAGGUCAGUGGAGACGUUAAUACGCCACCUGCUGGCCGUGCUGGACAGGCCUGAGAAACUGCUGCUGCUCAGGGAGGUCAGAACGCUGCUUCCUCCCGCCCACCUCAGCGAGUUCAACAGCACCGUGGAGGCCGUGGAAGUGGAGGCCUACGACAUCCUCAAGUACCGUUCAGUCCGAACUCCGCCUCUUCGCUCUCCCACGUCCGGUCGGGCGCCCAAACGUCACCUCAUCACACCCAUCCCAGAUUGCAGAGGAGGCUUCGCGCUCCACAGUGCAGAGGUGGUGGAGAAGGAGAGCCACCUAGUGGAGAAGCUGGAGAAGCUCAGCCUAUCCAGCGAGAGAAGCCGCCACCUAUCCACGACCUUCACGCCGCUGCUGGACAUCCCGGUGGACGGACACCAGCCAGAGUCCACGAGGCCCAAACCCUCACCCAGGAGGCCCCCAGGCCCCAACUGGCUGCUCGCCCACAACCAGGACCCUUUGCUGAGAACAGACAUCGGAACCGUUCGCUCCGUGCACUUUGAGGACGUCAACCGUGACUCACCCGAGGCCGUGUUCAUGUUGCGCAAGAGUCGGCCAUCGCUGGCGCAAGUCUUCACCUCAGGAGGGCAGCUGAACGGCCAUCAGGUUCUCCCAGAGAAUGACACCAAGCUGGAUUAUGAGCUCCAAACUGUCUGCAUCUCCAAGACCAAGCAGUCCCUGGGCAUCAGCAUAUCUGGCGGGAUGGAGUCCAAGGUUCAGCCGGUGGUGAAGGUGGAGAAGAUCUUCCCAGGUGGAGCCGCCUCCACCUGUGAGGUGCUCAAGGCCGGGUUCGAGCUGGUGAGCGUCGACGGCGCCUCACUUCAAGGCGUCACCCAUCAGCACGCCGUUGACCUCAUACGCAAGGCCUUCAGUAACAAGGCCCAAAACCCCAUGGUGAUGGUGGUCAAAGUUCCUCACAAGCCUUGAAAAGAACACAAGGUGGUGACGCCUCAUUAGCACACCCUAGUGGUCAGUCCAUGCAGCACAGCACCCGUAGCAACAACAGCCACAAAAAUCAGCAUCAAAUUAUUAUUAUACACUUUCGGACAUUCACAGUUGAAUUAGUCAUAAGUUCAUGAAAAUAAAAAUAAUUAAAACAAUUCAACAACAAUGAAACGCAAUGAAAUGCGAUGCUUGACAUCCAAACUCAACUUGCAAGCAAAUGUUUGGCCACCAGGAGGCAGCUAAGCGCUGUCAUGGCAAUUUAACAACAGCACGAAAAGAAAAAAUACCAAAUUCACAUGUAACCUUUAAUAAAAACAGAGUGAAAAUAAAGAAAGCGGAACAAAACAACAUAAAAACAUUUCUUUGGUCUAUUCACAGUGGCUCUAUGACUUAUUUAUUUACAGCAAUCAGAAAACAAAGUCUUCCUCUUCCUGUCCUGGUGAUUGUACGCGUGGAAGAUGAGCCAUCGUGAAGUAUUUCUAUUCUUCAAGUAUUCAAAGAAAGCAGGUGGAUUGACUGCGGCAGUUUGUCAGCGUUACAAGAUGGCGCCGCGGUGGAGGCGGCCCUUUAAGGCAACACAAUUUUUUUGCAUCACGGUGAUCGUUUGCUGUUUUUUUUUUUCUUCCAUGCAGGCCGCAUGAUAAACUGAUAAACACUGAUGUCAUCUUCUGCAACAACUGGCUGAGUCACGUGGGCUACAUUUACGUGCAGGCAGCGUGGGCCGGGCGCCGAUGGCGGCCACAGAGCGGGUGGGAGUGUGGAGACCUCGUGGGAGCAGGAGGAGGCGGAUGACAAACAGGAAGAUUGUGACGUGUGACUGAUAAAAACAGCGAGUCAUAUUUCAGUGGCGGCGACGUCGUCAAAAAUGAUCUCGUUCCCGCUGCCGUCGUCGUCGUCUCUGUUCUCCAGCUCCCGGCUGAGCUCCC